Messenger RNA from Plasmodium knowlesi strain H, 1125 nucleotides. Its product is annotated as conserved Plasmodium protein, unknown function. The record is from RefSeq and is a predicted model, not a curated record. NCBI's taxonomy places the organism in Eukaryota, Apicomplexa, Aconoidasida, Haemosporida, Plasmodiidae. The transcript is spliced from 2 exons. The coding region runs from base 1 to 1125 and encodes 374 amino acids.
AUGGCGACUGCGCGUUCGUGUCCCCCCCGGUUGCUGCUAUCGCUGUUUAUUUUCUUCUUGUUCCAGGUCUCCCUUUCCUUUGUUCCCCCGAAAAUGAACUCAAAGUCCCUGACUGUUGGCUCACGUAACUAUCAUAGCCAAUGGCAGAGAAAAAAGGGAAGAAUGCAAAGGAGCCCCUUGACCAUUCGCGCGUCGCCCAAUUUUUUAACGAGCAUAAUUACCCCCCUGUCGAAUGAAAACAUAAAAAAGUACUUUGUCCUCCGAUGCCUGUCUCGCAUAUGCGUAUCGUUAAGUAGCGCCUUCUCCCUAAAUGCAAAAAUACACUUGUAUAGGAAGAAUAAUGAUAAUCUAUUGCUCACUCAAGUGCUAAUAUACAAUGAGGUUCUCGUGAAGGUGUUGAAAAUUUGUUGGCUCUACAAGCUAAGAUCAUUUGUUGAUAGUAAUAUAAAAUUUUGUAGAAUAUUAUCGACUGUCUUUUAUGUCAUUGGUAUUUAUUUGGACUUACUGUCUACACUGGAUUUUUUUAAAAAUUCCUUCUUUUUCCCUUGCAUGUUUCAUGUCCUUUCUUCUACCCUUAAAAGUUUAAGUAUCAUGACAUAUGCAUCCAUCCGGUCUGCCACUUACCUCCGUCUGUGUGAAAUGCUCAACAAGCAGAACGAGAGUGUCGUCCCCUGCGUACUUGAUCAUUUUAAACGAGCAGGCAGGGUGGAACCCACGAAUGAUCACUUAGUCACUGAGGACCAAAGUCGGGAACGUAGAGAUAACGUAAAGUUGAAGGAGGAAAAGGUAGCAACUCACUUGGGGGAAGAUACACACGUGUCUGUUGUUGGUGCAGAACAGGGAGAUACCCCUCCGGUCAGUUUGUCAAAUGGAAUAUCCCAAAUUGAACGUAGCAACUACUGCAGCAGUGAUGCUAAUAACUCCGUCAACAACGCGAAGAAGACGUACUUUAUUGGCGAAGUCAGCGUCCUCACCGAUUUACUGAACUCCCUCGUAGACCUCCUCACCGUUGUACUUCUCACACGGGCGACCAAGUAUAUUAAGAACAAAAUUUAUUUUUACUUCCUCCUGUCUUCACUCCAUUUGUUUUUUUCUUACAAGGAGUUGCAGUGCUUGUUGAAGUAG